Molecule: messenger RNA, 945 nt
Organism: Gongylonema pulchrum
Lineage: Eukaryota; Metazoa; Nematoda; Chromadorea; Rhabditida; Gongylonematidae
Source: the annotation of a GenBank genome assembly
AUGGUAACAGGAGACAACAUAAAUACAGCUCGGUCGAUUGCAACAAGUUGCGGCAUUUUGCGUCCUGGUGAAGAUUUCAUUGCGCUGGAAGGCAAAGAAUUUAAUGCACGGAUUCGGAAUGAAAAAGGUGAAGUAACACAAGAGAAACUGGACACAAUUUGGCCGAAAUUGCGUGUGUUAGCUAGAGCGCAACCAUCUGAUAAAUAUACACUUGUCAAAGGCAUCAUCGAUAGCCGUAUCACUGAUAACAGGGAAGUGGUUGCUGUGACAGGAGACGGUACAAAUGAUGGGCCAGCGUUGAAGAAAGCAGAUGUUGGCUUUGCGAUGGGAGACGGUACAAAUGAUGGGCCAGCGCUGAAGAAAGCAGAUGUUGGCUUUGCGAUGGGUAUUGCCGGGACAGAUGUCGCCAAAGAAGCAUCCGAUAUCAUCUUAACCGAUGAUAACUUCACUUCCAUUGUUAAGGCGGUAAUGUGGGGCCGAAAUGUGUAUGAUUCAAUAGCCAAAUUUCUGCAGUUCCAACUAACUGUGAAUGUGGUCGCUGUUGUUGUUGCAUUUGUCGGGGCUUGCGCCAUCCAGGACACGCCUUUAAAAGCAGUACAAAUGCUUUGGGUAAACCUCAUCAUGGAUACGCUGGCGUCUCUAGCACUGGCGACUGAGAUGCCAACUGAGGAUUUGCUGAAACGAAAGCCAUAUGGACGCACAAGUCCUCUGAUUUCCCGUACGAUGAGCAAGAAUAUCCUGGGCCAUGCAUUUUAUCAGUUGCUCAUCCUAUUUGCUCUCAUUUUUGCAGGUGAGCGGUUUUUUGAGAUCGAAAGCGGCAGAUGGGCGCCGUUGCACUCUCCUCCCUCCGAGCAUUUCACAAUUGUUUUCAACACAUUUGUAAUGAUGACGCUUUUCAAUGAAAUCAAUGCACGGAAGAUUCAUGGCGAGCGCAAUAUCUUCACA